AUGUCGAGGAGCAACACGCCAACGGCUGAGGCCUUGCAGCUCCAGGAUUCAGAGACUCCGGCUGGCGAGGAGGUGCAGCUACGCGUGCUCGAGGCAUCGGAUUCCGACACUUCGACGGCGUCGUCCGAUUCGGAGGACCAGACAUACGUAGAUCGGACCAAGUCUUCAGUGGAAAAGCUUCCGGAGGCUAAGCCUGCUGUCACACCCCCUACAAAGGUUCUGUUCCUCGAUGGAGUCCGCGGUCUUGCAGCUAUCCUCGUGGUCACGCAGCACUCGAAAGAGUACAUGCAGAGUCUUAAUCUCGGUGCUGUGGCAGUGGACGCGUUCUUCGUGCUGUCGUCCUUCCUACUCACGUGGCUCUUCAUGAAGAAGAGCAUGAAGCUGCUGGCUCAAGGCGCAGGUGUGCGCUCGUGGGCGUUUGCGUUAGUGGACUACUUCCAGAAGCGCUUCUUCCGCGUGUACCCGUUGUUUGCCCUCACGGCGAUGGUUGUGUCUCGCUUGCCGUUUGAAGACCAGCAUCGCUACUUUCUGGUCAAAUACCCGGGCGAGUUUGCUCUGGACCAAGUCCUCACAUUCGAGUUCAACCACCGACAGUUCGUGCUGUGGACGCUGCCCCUGGAGAUUGCCUACUACUUUGUGAUUCCAGUGUUUGUGCUGGCGAUUCUGAAGAUGAAUCGCUUCUGGUGGGUGGCGUACCGGACCAGCCACAUGCCUCUCAGGCCUCACAUCCCGACGUUCCUGGCUGGCUCGCUGGCCGCUGUGGUGUUCGUGAAACUGGACUUGUGGGUUAAAAGGACUGGGGUUGAGUUCCGUUGGUGGCAUACGCUGCUCCUUCGAGCUGUUGAAGGUGUGGUCAUUGCUGUGCUGCUGAGCGUCUGCUUCAUCGGACUGUUCUUCGACUGGGUGCACGCCAACCCUGUGCCGACAGCUAAAGGGUUCCCGUUCGUUAGCGCUCUGCUGACGACAAUUUUCGUGAUCGAGAUGCUCCGCCCGUCGUGCGUGUCAGCCAUGUUCGAGUGGAGCGUGCUGCGCUACUGGGGCAAGAUCAGCUUCUCGGUCUACUUGCUGCACUCGUUCGUGAUCUGGAACCCGACGAUCAGCGCGCAGCCCAAGUACUUCAACCGCUUGUUCGCGCGCGUGUUCCUGAUUUUGCUGUUGGCGACGGCCUCCUACCACGUGGUGGAGCGCCCGUCCCAGCUGCUGGCCCAGCGGAUAUCUCGCUUUCUCGCCGCUCGAGGGGCCAAACAACCCGGUGAGCGUGGACUCGUGAGGUUCACUUGCAUGGAGCGGAUCGCCAUGCGAAAACGGAGAGCUGGCGUGGAAAUGAAGUAA
Molecule: messenger RNA, 1332 nt
Organism: Phytophthora sojae
Lineage: Eukaryota; Oomycota; Peronosporomycetes; Peronosporales; Peronosporaceae
Exons: 2
Coding region: 1-1332 (443 amino acids)
Biological process (GO): polysaccharide biosynthetic process
Cellular component (GO): membrane
Molecular function (GO): acyltransferase activity, transferring groups other than amino-acyl groups
Source: RefSeq, a predicted model, not a curated record